Messenger RNA from Strongylus vulgaris, 146 nucleotides. NCBI's taxonomy places the organism in Eukaryota, Metazoa, Nematoda, Chromadorea, Rhabditida, Strongylidae. The record is from the annotation of a GenBank genome assembly.
AUGGGUAAAAAAGACAAACAUUCAAAGGUGGACUUGGGUGAGGCCCAAGAAACCGGCACUUUUCACUUGAAACCGUCUACUGCUGAGCCAAGCCUUAAAUCCGAUCAGUGGCCUCUUCUGCUUAAGGUAUGGAGAAAUUUGUAAUU